This is a messenger RNA of Monodelphis domestica (gray short-tailed opossum), 4962 nucleotides long. It is a transcript of the gene PPP3CA, whose product is annotated as protein phosphatase 3 catalytic subunit alpha. NCBI's taxonomy places the organism in Eukaryota, Metazoa, Chordata, Mammalia, Didelphimorphia, Didelphidae. Gene Ontology annotation, molecular function: calmodulin-dependent protein phosphatase activity. The record is from RefSeq and is a predicted model, not a curated record. Gene Ontology annotation, biological process: calcineurin-mediated signaling.
GGAAUGCACGCUUGCAAAAGGAGAGAGAGGGUGUAUGUUUGCACCCGGUGAAGAGGCCUUCUCUCUCCUGCCUUUUCGCUCCGAUCCACCCCUCCCUGGCCUUUCGCCUUCUCCCAAGUAGGCCUGCAGGGACUCACACCUGAGCAGGGACCAGGAGGUGGAGGUGGCAGGAUAGAAAGAGAGGAGGAAAGAAAUGAAGGGGCAGAAAAAGAAGUGAAAGGGGUGGGGAGGAGGAAGAACCAGCAAGAGAGGAAGCUACUACCAGACAGUGAGUGACAGUGCUCCUGAGCCAAUGCCCAGACAGAUCUAGGCUAAGGGGAAGGAGAACUUAGUGGGCGGAGAGAGAGAGAGAGAGAGAGAGAGAGAGAGAGAGAGAGAGAAGGGGGAAAGUGGGUGGUGGAGGAGGGGAGGGGAAAGGAGGGGGGAGGAGGAGGAGGAACAGGAGAAGGCUGCAAGCAGAGGUAGUAGAGCUGGUGGCGGCGGUGGCGGCGGCAGCGACGGCGGUAGCGGCGGUGUUGGUGCUGGUGGAGGAGGAGGAGGAGGAGGUGGAGGAAGAGGAGGAGGAGGAGGAGGGAGGAAAAAGAGGAGGAAGAAGAAGAAGAGGAGGAAGAGGAUAGGAUGCUCCUGGAACUGUGUAUGUAGAGCUUGGUGGUUAUGCUUCUGUGAGUGAAAGGAGAUAUCCUGGAAACCCAAGAGUGAGAGAGAGAGACAUAUCCAAAAGGCGGUGAUAGCGGCGGCGGCAGCAGCAGGCUGUGAGAGCUGCAGAAGCAGCAGCAGCAGCAGUAGCAGCAGCAGCAGCUCAGUUACAGUGAAGAACCAGCAGCAGCAGCUGCUGCUGCAUCUUUCCCCGCCACCACUUCGCCUUGGGAAACCCAGGCUGUUUUGGCUUUGACAUUUACGACUGUGUUCUCUCCUCCCUCUUCUCCCUCCAUGUGAUUAAAAAAAAAAAAACAAAAAACUGUGUGUGUGUGUGUGUGUGUGUGUGUGUGUGUGUGUGUGUGUGAGUGCGUGUGUCUGUGUGUGCGCGCCUGUGUGUAUGUGGGUAUUUCCUUAUACUGGCACCCAGUCUUCUGAGCUGGGUGGGUGUUUGUGUGUGUGUGUUUUGUAUGUGUGUGGCUUUCCUUCCCAUCCUCUUUCCCCAAGAAUAAAAGAACAGAAAGGCGUGAUUUGAGAAUAAAUAAAUAAUAUAUUAACCAAAAAAAAAGAAAAAGAAAAAACAACAACCCUUAAACACCCUAGAGAGGAGGUGGUGGUGGAGGAGGAGUGAAGGAGGAGGUGGAGGAGGAGGAGGAGGAGGAGGAGGAGGAGGAGGAGGAACGCAGGCGAGAAGGCAGUAACUUUAAAGCCAGCCCAGAACAGAGAGCUACAGCCUAGUGGUUUGCAGCAGCGGCGGCGGCAGCGGCAACGUCGUGUCUCCUCAAGAGUGUGUGUGAGUGUGUGUGCGCGCGCUUGUGUGUGUGUGUGUGCGUGCAAUCGGACUAGCAGCGCGAAGCUCUCCUCCAGCUGCUGGAAAUGUCCGAACACAAGGCAAUUGAUCCGAAGUUAUCGACGACGGACAGGGUGGUAAAAGCUGUCCCUUUUCCUCCAAGUCACCGGCUCACAGCAAAGGAAGUGUUUGAUAAUGAUGGGAAACCUCGGGUGGAUAUCUUAAAGGCACAUCUCAUGAAGGAGGGAAGGCUGGAAGAAAGUGUCGCCUUGAGAAUCAUAACUGAGGGUGCUUCAAUUCUUCGACAGGAAAAAAAUUUACUGGACAUCGAUGCUCCAGUCACAGUUUGUGGGGACAUCCAUGGACAAUUCUUUGACUUGAUGAAACUCUUUGAAGUGGGAGGCUCUCCAGCCAACACACGAUACCUCUUCUUAGGGGACUAUGUGGACAGAGGGUACUUCAGUAUUGAAUGUGUGCUGUAUUUAUGGGCCUUGAAAAUCCUUUACCCCAAAACACUGUUUUUACUUCGUGGAAACCAUGAAUGUAGACAUUUAACAGAGUAUUUCACAUUUAAACAAGAAUGUAAAAUAAAGUAUUCAGAAAGAGUAUAUGAUGCCUGUAUGGACGCCUUUGACUGCCUUCCCUUGGCUGCCCUGAUGAAUCAACAGUUCCUGUGUGUACAUGGUGGCUUAUCUCCAGAGAUCAACACCUUAGAUGAUAUCAGAAAAUUAGACCGAUUCAAAGAACCACCGGCAUAUGGACCUAUGUGUGAUAUCCUGUGGUCAGACCCCCUGGAAGACUUUGGAAAUGAGAAGACUCAGGAACAUUUCACUCACAACACAGUCAGGGGCUGUUCAUACUUCUACAGUUACCCUGCCGUAUGUGAAUUCUUACAGCACAAUAACUUGUUGUCUAUACUCCGAGCCCACGAAGCCCAGGAUGCGGGGUAUCGCAUGUAUAGGAAAAGCCAAACAACAGGCUUCCCUUCACUAAUUACAAUCUUUUCUGCACCAAACUAUCUAGAUGUGUACAAUAACAAAGCUGCAGUAUUGAAGUAUGAGAACAAUGUUAUGAACAUCAGGCAGUUCAACUGCUCUCCUCAUCCUUACUGGCUUCCAAAUUUCAUGGAUGUCUUUACCUGGUCCUUGCCAUUUGUUGGAGAAAAAGUGACAGAGAUGCUGGUAAAUGUGCUGAACAUCUGUUCGGAUGAUGAGCUAGGGUCAGAAGAAGAUGGAUUUGAUGGAGCCACAGCUGCAGCCCGGAAGGAGGUUAUCAGGAACAAGAUCCGAGCAAUAGGCAAGAUGGCGAGAGUAUUCUCAGUUCUGAGAGAAGAGAGUGAGAGUGUGCUGACACUGAAAGGCUUGACUCCCACGGGGAUGCUUCCCAGCGGGGUGCUCUCUGGAGGAAAACAAACCCUGCAGAGCGCUACUGUUGAGGCUAUUGAGGCUGAUGAAGCUAUCAAAGGAUUUUCACCACAACAUAAGAUCACUAGCUUCGAAGAAGCCAAAGGCUUAGACCGAAUUAAUGAGAGGAUGCCACCUCGCAGAGAUGCCAUGCCCUCUGAUGCCAACCUUAACUCCAUCAACAAGGCUAUCUCUUCAGAGACUAAUGGCACUGACAGCAAUGGCAGUAAUAGCAGCAAUAUUCAGUGACCACUUCCCGUUCACAUUUCUUCCUUCCUUCCUUCCUUCCUUCCUUCCUUCCUUCCUUCCUUCCUUCCUUCCUUCCUUCCUUCCUUCCUUCCUUCCUUCCUUCCUUCCUUCCUUCCUUCCUUCCUUCCUUCCUAUCUUUCUUUCUUUCUUUCUUUCUUUCUUUCUUUCUUUCUUUCUUUCUUUCUUUCUUUCUUUCUUUCUUUCUUUCUUUCUUUCUUUCUUCCUUCCUUCUUUCCUUCCUUCCUUACUUCUUUUCUUCCUUCCUUCCUUCCUUCCUUCCUUCCUUCCUUCCUUCCUUCCUUCCUUCCUUCCUUCCUUCCUUCCUUCCUUCCUUCCUUCCUUCCUCCCUUCCUCCCUUCCUUCCUUCCUUUCUUUUUUUUUUUGAGCUGCAGGGCAUGAUGGGGAUUGCUGCACAUCAGCAGUUGGGUGGUCUUGCCUCUGGUUAUAGCUUACUUGCUCUGGGGGCCAGGUGUUGGAUUCAGUUUACAAUAUCAGCUAGAAAAGAGAUAGUAAACUAUGUUUUGGUGGAUGUGGGGUGGGGGUAAAACACCUCCUUGGGACAGGCCUUUUCUUAAAAAAUGCUUACAGAAAAGCAAACAAAAGAAUGCUAAGGGUGGUGCAAAUUGCAGAAUAAGGGGAAUGAACAUGUUUUCCUAUCACAUUGGGAACUCCUAGCUAGGUUACUGAAAGGCCUCUUCUUAUGUUACUGGAUGUGAAAACUUUGUCUAAUUUCUUAUUUCUGUUGUACGUUUACAGUGCUGCAGCACUAAAAAUGGAUGACAUCAAACAUUUUUAACAAAAUGAUGUACAAACUAAAUAAGGACUAUUUAUUGAUAAUGUUUUGCUACUCUUGUCAGACAAUGGCUAUAAACUGAAUUAGGCAGUCUUAAAAAAAAAAGGAAAAAAAAGAAUGUUGCAAAUUUGUUAAAAAUGCCAAAAAAAAAGGACAGUUUAAUUUUGUACAGAUUAUGCUUACCUCAGGUUUCUUUAGUGUGCUUGAAUGCCCUUCUUUCAAUAUUACAUUUAUCUUACUCAUUUGGCAAUGAAUAUCUUUUUUUCCCUUUAAGUUUAAAAAAAAAAACUGGAAUAAUUACAUCUAUCUUUUUUUGCUGUUUAUAUUUAGGGGUUUUUUUUGUUUCUGUUUUUUUUUUUGGUAAAUCAAAUCUUGGUUGUGGCUUGCUGAAUUUAAAUAUUUAUGAGUGGUGCAUUUUUAAGUAUAGUGAACAAGACACCAUAUUAAGUGCAGUGCAAAGCAUCUUUAUUCUGUAAAAAUCUGCCUAUGCAUGUUUUUUAAGAAAAAAAAUGGCUAUAUAGGCCUGUAUGGGACUGUAAUGCGCUUAGUGGUCUGACUUAUACUGGAAAUGUAUGUAUACUGGCGUACUUUAUAUUCUCUAAAAAAUGCUUAAUGCCUUUGAAAUUUUGUAAUCAAAAAAAGCUUUGAAAAAUCUAAAGGGGAGAGUAUUCUUAAAAGUUUUUAACAUAAGCUUGUCAGUGCACAUAUAGAUGGUUAGCAUGUUUAGCAAACCUUGUGAAAUUUAAAUAAGUUUGUAGUUACAUGUGAAACUAAAUGCAUGGUAACUGUUAAUGUCAUAAUGGUUUAGUCAUUUUGUUCUGUUCUGUCACGUGCCACAAAAUGUGUAAUUUUUUCACUUUUUUCCCUUUGUAUAUCAGUUAAUGGGUUACAACUGGUUCAUUCUGAAAACAACAACAAAACAGUCCAUUGAUAUUUUUUAACAAAUGUAUAAGUGCCCAAGUAAUUCACUACAGCCUAAAGCCUUGCCUUUGUAAUUUGACUUCUGAAAUGUUGGCAAUCAAAGCAUGCACUUGUAACAAUGAGAAAAGCAUUUUAUAUUACUACUCAAUAAAAAUGUGCAUGAACUUAAA